This is a messenger RNA of Manis pentadactyla (Chinese pangolin), 3993 nucleotides long. It is a transcript of the gene PEAK3, whose product is annotated as PEAK family member 3. Lineage: Eukaryota; Metazoa; Chordata; Mammalia; Pholidota; Manidae. Gene Ontology annotation, biological process: protein phosphorylation. The coding region runs from base 2004 to 3407 and encodes 467 amino acids. The record is from RefSeq and is a predicted model, not a curated record. The transcript is spliced from 4 exons. Gene Ontology annotation, molecular function: protein kinase activity. Gene Ontology annotation, cellular component: focal adhesion; actin cytoskeleton.
UCCCCCAAAACACAUCACGGGGUGCCUGCCAUCCGCACAUUCUGGGCCCAGGGGCACCGCGAACAUACCUGCCCUGAUCCCCCACCAGGUGGGGCUAGGAGGGUGCGUGGGGUCCCUGCCGCAUGGACCUCCGCGUGCUUGCCUCUGGCCCUGGUGCAGACACACUUCCUGCGGAUCUCCUGUCCUCUCCCAGGUCCGCCCAGCCAGGGCCCUCUCCUGGUGACUGACCCCCAAGGUGUGCAAAUUCUCUCCCCCUCCCCAUUCCUACCUGCCAGUCACUGCUCGGGGGCUGUGAUUGCCUCUACCACAAACACCAAGGGUGCUUGGCAGGUGUCAGCUGGUCCCUCUUCUCUCCUUGCCCAUGUGCCAGCUGCCCACCACCCUGUCCGGUCCUGCAUGGAAAAGUCCCCAGAGGUGCCACCCCGUGUCCAGUGUGGCCCCUCUGCCUGCCUCCCCACCCCACAGUCUUAGCCAAAUCUCUGCCUCCGCAGGGCUGGGACCAGGACGGGGUGAGAGAGGCACUCACAUUGGGCACAAAACGUAAGAAAGUGCCCAGAACUUAGUCAUCGAGAUCAACAUUCCAUAAAUGCAAUUAAUUUGUGCCUCAAAUCCAUGAGGAACAAAAUGCCAACCUUUUAAAUAAAGACAGGAUCUGAUCUGCCCUGGCAGGACCCUGCCUCACUCUCCAUACCCAAAUCCUAGCCCUGAUUCCAAUAAAACUUUAUUUACAAAAACAGCCAGCCAGCCAUGGCCAGAAUACGCCAUUAGAUUUUUUGUUUUAAAUAUUGCUUGGAUAGGUGAGGACCAAUGAGGACUGUCACUGGGGCACCCAGCAAUGACACCAUAGAACUUUCACCCCAGCCUUGACCUGCUGUGUGACCCUGCAGGGACCCCCUACCUUCUCUGGGCUCACGGUCCCAAAGGGAAACAGAAUAGGGUGGUGGGGAGAAAUACAGCAUGAAAUCUGCUCCGACAUGUAGGGGUUUCUCGGCUCUUCUGCUACAUGUGGGCAGGGACUGGAUUUGGGGACGGGAUGCCCUUCACGCUUCCCGCACAGGCAGGGCAAGCCUCAAAUCUCAAAACAGCCUCCCAGGCACGUGCUUAAGCUAGAAUCUCACAUUGUCUUCCCUGGAUUUUCCAUCACUCUAGAUUAUUUUCCAUGCAUGGUAAUUAUGUAGCAACCGUUUUUUCUAAAUAAAUGCAUUCAGGAGGUGAGCGUUGGCGAGGGAGGUGAUUCAAUUAUUUUUCAAGAAAAAUCCAGCUGGCGUGGCUCUUCUGAGGCAGCAAGCAGGAGCCACUUUUUUAUUCGCUGGAAUGCAGAGAAGGAUGGUGAUUUACCCAACGUCACACAGCAGGUCAGAACAGAGGUGCUCAAAGGUGCAGUGCCUGCCCCGAGCAGAGGGUGCUGGGCUGGGCAGGCGGCAGGGGCCGUGCCCUGGGGUCGUCUCGGAGGGUCCUGAAGAAGGGGAAGUGGUUCUCCGGGAAGUGAAAGUUGCAGAGGAAACAGUGCCUUCACUGUGUUCCUGUCUAAGCAGUUGUUUGGGGCUCCCUGACCUAGCCAAACACUGGGAGCCCAAAAUGCCCGGCCCCCCAGUGUAGCAGAGGCCACCACGGCCGCCUGCCCUGAGCGCCCUCUGGGGCCUCAACCCGUCCUCUGUUGCCCACCCUGUGCUCAGUCUCUUGGAGCCCACCCCCCACCUUGGCUCCCGCGUGCCUCCUGCCUGGAAUGCCAGCCCACCUUUGAGGGCAGGAGGGGAAGUGAUGCGGGCGGUGGCCUGAGGUCUGACAGUUGGGCGGCAUUUCCGGCUGGCUGCCAGUGACAGGUCAGACAGUCUUGGGAGGCAGGGGCUGCAGCUAGUGGGGGUCUGUCCCUGAUGCCCUCCUGGCCCACAGUCACCACUCCUGAAGGCCGCUGUGCACCCUCCCAUUGCCAUCGAGGGCUCCUGGACACCCUGCAUGUGCCCAGCUACGCAUGCACCUGGCUCUGAUCUCCCCCAGGCAGCAUGAGCAGCCCCACGCCAGCCCCAGAGGCCCCGGGGCCCGUAAUGCCCACCUGGCGGACUCAGCCCACGUACAGCAACCUUGGUGAGGUCCGGGCCCACCUGCUACCCUGCAAGGCCCGCCGCCCCCGGACUUCUGGGUCCCUCUCGACUGAUCUGCAGCCCUUACCCCCACCCCUGCCCAAGAAGACCCUGGCUAGGACCCGGUCCCUGCCCACCCACAGGGCCCCCAGCCCCAGCCCCGCACAAGCAGGCCAGCCCCGGAGGCCCCUUCUGGAGUCCUGCAGUGUGGACGAGACCCAGGCCAGCGACAAGGCCCAGCCAGCCUGCCCCCCUGCAGAGCUGGCUGUCACUUCACUCGACACCACCGAGACAGGCCUCUCCUGGCGUGACCUGCAGUCUCCAGAGGCCAUGCACGCCGCGCUGGAGGCCCGGCAGCUGGAGGGGCUCUGUGCCAUGCGUGCCCGGCUCCAGGCCCGGCUCCUGGGGGGCCACCCGGGCCCCUGCCGCCCUGGCCACAGCUUCCGCCUCCUGGACAGCCGGCCCUGCGUGGAGGGCGGGGACGCCCUCUACUACCGCGUGGUGCGUGUGGACGGGGAGGCGUGGCACAUCUUGGCUGCCAAGGUGCCCAAGCCAGGAGCUGCGGAGCCCCACCCGUGGGGCCUGGAGCUGCAGGCCUUGCUGCCCCCCCACUUCAACAUCCAGGGGUUGUGUGGCCUGGUGCCUGAGCGUGGACUGCCUGAGGCACCCUGGAGAGGCCCCACGGUGCUUGCAGCCGAGGUACCCGAGCGCACUGUGACCCAAUGGCUGGCAGAAGAGAGCGCAAAGCAACAGCCGGCGGCGUUCCCCUGGGCCGUGGCCCUGCUGGCGCUGCAGCUGAGCACCGCCCUGGAGCGCCUGGAGGCGCGGGGCGCAGCCCUGGCCGAGCUGAGGCCGGAGAACCUGCUGUUGGCGGCGCCGCGGGGAUGCACAGCCAAUGGGCCCCAGCGCCUGCUACUGGCCGACUUCGGCUGCGUCCGCCCGCGCUCCCCGGGCCCCCCAGGCGACCACGCGCAGCAGAUGGGCCGCCUGCUCCGGGUGCUGCUCCGCCCCGCCUUGCCCUUGGCCACGCCCUUGGCCGCGGGCCUGGGGUGCCUGGCAGCCCGGCUGGCCCAGGCCAGGCCCUCAGCGGCCGGGGUGCGCGGCGCUCUACAGGCGCUGCUCUGGGGGCCUGGGCAGGAGCUGCGCGGCCGGGGAGCACCGCUGGGGUCCUGGCUGCGGGCACGCCGCUCACUGCUGGUCCUGCACCUGGCUGAGCGGGCCGCGGGCGGGGAGGUGCCUGGCCUCGAGGACUGGCUGUGCUGCGAAUACCUGGCCCAGGCCACUGAGGCCUCGCUGGGCCAUGCCCUGGCGCUGCUGUGGGACUGAUGCUCUUGGGAGCGAAGCCGCUGUUCCGGCCUCACCAAGGGGCAGCACCUCUUCCCAGGCCUGCACCAGUCAGAGGUCCUAACGUCCAGGGUGGAGUGUCCCCCCCUUGGAGAGGCUAGGCCGGUGGGGAGUGCAGGGGCGUGGACACGCUCCUCCAUGGCUGCCACGCUUCUCUGGUAGCUACAAAGGCCAAAGGUCUGUACAGGAAGGCAAGUGCCUCCCCCUUCCAGGGCUGGGAACUAGGCCUGUGUCUCCUGAGGCUUUCUGAUGCCAGGCCGGCCACCCCCCUCCCAGGUGUGGAGCCCCCAUCUUCCAGCAGAGGCCAGGGUGCCCUUCCAGCGCUGGGGUCUGAUGGGCACCGUCUCCUGCCAACGCCAGCUUUGGAGCACUCCCGGUCCUCGGCCCUGCAGCACGACCUCGUGCUGAGGACGGCAGGUGGCUCGCAGUGGGAACGCCCUUCCCAAAACCUGCUCGGGGUGUCUGGGAGGAGGGCAGGCUCGCUGGACCCCCAGACACUCAGCCCUCCCAGCACAGCCUACCCCGGAGGAGUCUGAACUCACCUGCCCGAUGUGGCCCUGCCACCUCG